CUGACCAAUUUCCAAAAGAAAAUCAAGAACAAGAAGAAGGGGAGAAGAAAAGGAACAGUGGCCCAACGUCUUUACGCCUCUCUUCCUGCUGUGUUUGCAGCUUCAGUCUCCACUGCAUCUUCUUCAACUCCGGCGACGAACCCACUCGACGGCAGUCUUCUUCCUCGGCUAGUGAAUUGCAGUGUUCGAACGGCAACGGCACUCAAACCACCACACCGCAACCUGCACCCUCGAGUGAUCUUCUUCCCCGACUUAAGAGCGGCGUGGAACACCCACGACCGCGGCGAUCUACUCCACCACGAGGGCCACACGCCGAUCUGUGACGGCAGCGGGAACUCUCCUGGGUAUCGGCGACGCGUUUCUUGGCUGAUUAACGACCUUUGGCUGUGAGUGUGACCCAUUCCGACGACCUCAUAUUUGAUUACUCAUAGAGUAUAUAUAUUUGCGAGUUUGAACUCGUUCGAACACAAUCCAGGAAGGACCGAAGCCCUUGGUUCGGGUUAGUUUUGGAUAGACUGAAUUAGCAUUUAAGGUGGACCUUGGAUAAAGAACCCAUUGAUUGAAGUGGCAAUGGCGUUUGAUCCAAUUUUAGAUUACUCCAAAACCCACCGAAUAGUCCUCCUUGUUGAUCUCAACCCACUUCACCAUCUCCAAAGCCCAUCUUCAUAUCUCACUGCUGUCACUUCUACUGCCAAAAUUCUACUAUCUUUUCCUCCAUUUUCAUCCUCAACUCUCUUCUCCUUCAGAUUCUUCUUUUCCUCUCUCUCUCCUCUCCUUUCCUCCUCCAAACUCCACAGUUUGAUUCCUAGUUGCCCUCUUUCUCUCUCCUUUGACCACCCAACUGCAACUUUCCAUUCUCUCUCAAAUGCCAUUGAUCUGUUGUUGAAACUUCAUCGAUUUCCAUUGUGUGAAGCUUCUGAAUCGAUGACCUCACAGGCUUCGUGUCUCGCAGCAUCGAUGCGUCAACUUUUGCAUGACUAUGCUUGGAACUCUGUGAUGGAAGAUUUGGAACUUAGAAUGGCCUCUGAAAGUUUUGAUUGCCUUGGUGUUAGAAAAAAAUUGGUUGUUUUAUUUUCACCAUUUUCCGAAUUGGUUGGAUGUUUGUCUGGAUUUCUGGGAGUGGCUAUUGACGAUGAAUGUGUUAAUGAUCGGGAUUUGUUUAGUAGAAGAUUUUAUGGGUUGUUUGAAAGUGUGAAUGCUGCAUUUUCGCAGAGGGAUAUUCAAUUUAGUUGGAUUAAUGUUAGCCAUGAGUCUGCUGAUAAUAGGAUAAAUAAUGAUGAGCUGAAAGAAAAAAUUAGUUUUUUAAAGAGUGGAAUUAGGAACUUAGGAUGGGGAUUUUGCUCGUCGAACUCCAUAGUUUUGGGAUCUGCGCUUCUUCCUUUUGGGCUGAUUUACCCUAAGAUAGGAAUGCCUUUGAGAAAUUUUGACAUUUAUAAGUUUCAGAAGAAAGUUCAAGCUCGACUGUGCCUUGAGAUUUUGGAUAAAAGCGAGAAGCCACUAGAAUGCAAGUUUUGCAAUCUUGAAUUGUUUGAUUGGAAGACAUUGUUUGAAGACAGAUCUGAUGAUCCUUUGCUUGUACCAGGAGGAUUGAAAAUGAGAUCAGAUGGCUAUGAGCAAAGGAAAGUAUCUUUGGACUUGCUUGGUGAUGGUGCUGUAAAGCUACAUGUUAAGGCUGUGCAGAAGUGUAGGGAAUUAGUGAGAUACAAGGGUCAUUUAUCUUAUCCAUUUCUUGUGCUUGAAUUUCCAGAAGCGCCAGUAAAGAUCAUCCAGGGAAGUAAUGGAAAAUUUUUUGCUGAUGAGGUUUUGGAAAUGAUGGCACUUGAACUGGAUGACUGUAAAAUGCCAAAACCUAUUCCUUUUUUUCAGCUUCUUAUGAGUUUUCUUUAUGGGGAAGGUUAUUGGGCAUUGGUGUCUAUUUCGAAUGCCAAUGGUGGUUCACAUUUAGGAAUCUUAAAACCUUUUAUGGUUUCUUCAGCUCUUCUCUUUGUCAUUGACAACGAAUUCUACCCUCUCAUGUUGGAGCCUACUAAUGAAGAUAGGUGUUUGGAAGAAUUGGGGACUGAAAAAGGUAACAAUACUUGCAAACUUGGUGGUGAUUUGACCAGAUCACAUAAUGUUGUUGAUUUUGAUGCUUCUCUUUCUGUUAAGUGUUCUCAAGAUGGAGAUGGUAAAAUGAAAGCAGAGAAGAAAACUAGACAUUCAAUCCAAAAAUUCACUUGGGCAGAUUUUUACAAGGCAGCAUUUGAACACGUGAAGAUUGAUCUUGAAAAUGCUUACUUUGACAGAUAUUGUAAUAGCUCAAAGAAAUUGAAAUUUUUCAAAAGCUGGGUAAAACAGAUCAAGAAAUCCACUUUAUGUGGGCUUUUGUUACCGGAGAAGUUGCAAUUACAGUGGGACAUUCUCGUUAAAAAAGAUGAUAGUUUAAGAUGGUUGCAACAAGAAAGCAAAGAACCAACAACAUCAUCAGGUCAAGAAAAUCCCUUGGCUAAGGCCUCUGAAACAUUGGCUGAAGCAACAAUUGACCAUCAUUUGGAGACUUCCGAAGAUUUUUUCAAUAAUCUUUCCAGUAAGAUCCAGCAAGGACUCGAGUCCAAAGUUGUUGACUUGGGUGCAUUGGCGGAGCGACUUGUGAGUUCAACUAUAUACUGGUUAAGUCAAAAGCAGGAAAUGCAGGGAACUUCAGAUGAUCAACCAAAUGCCAGAAAGUCUGAUUCAAGUAUCAGUUGUGCAGUUGCUACAAAACUAAAUGAACUCUUGCUGAGGGAGCCCGAAGACUUGUCUACCAAGCCCAAGAUCAGUGGCCUCCCCUUCGAGGAGUGUAGUACAGGAUCUGCUGGACAAACCUCAGAACACAUAGUCAGAGAACAUGAAUUGCAGAUCUUUUUUCGAUUGGAGAUAUUACGUUCGCUGAUUAUUCUCAAUGUUAGUGAAUCUAUGAAGCAAAAGUUCGUCAAAGAUAUUUGUUUGCUUUUAGAGACAAUUCAAUGCCAUUUGGAGGGAGGAUUUUUUGGAGAGUGGAGCAUAAAAAAUUAUGUUGGAAAAAUCAUAAAAAGCAGGUAUUGCCAAAGUCUAGGAGAUAUUGUGAAUAAGAUCUAUGAAAAAAUGGAUUUGUUGUUGUUUGUUGAUGAGAAUAUAUCUACCAAUCACCCUCUCUACAGUGAGGAUAGCAAUCAUUCUUGGAGAGACAACUUACUUAGCGAUGAAGUCGGUGACAACUAUAGCUCCAAUGAUCCAGUUUCAGGGGAAAAUAAAACCCAUGAAAAAAACAAUGAAAAAUCUCCAGGGAUCAAUAAUGUCUACACUUGCAAACUGAUCAAAGCUCAAGAAAUGAGAGAAAGGGCCAGAAGAUUUGCAUCUUUCACGAGUUGGGUACCAGAUUUGCACCGAGUUUGGGCACCAAAGCAAACAAAGGCAAGGAAACCUAAGAUGAAUCAUCUUAAAAAGGCAUCGAAAAGGAAGUACCCAAAUAGGGAAAGCAAUGACCUGGUUUGUGAGACUCCAGAAAAAAGUCACUCGUUCCAAAGAGAGCACCAAGAUGGCGAUGAAGAAGCUGUUAAGAAUGGAAAUCAGUCAUGUCGUUCUGUUUCCAAGGCAUUAUUUAAUGACACAGAUUCAUAGCUUUUAACAAUACCUGGAAAAAACCUCCCAUUAGUUGUAAAAUAACUAGCAGUUCAUCUAUAGCUUUACUUGUAACUCUCCUCUUGUAUAUAGCAAAGAUCAACCAACUUCUGAAGAAGCUGUGUAUUUGCUUUUCAAUUUUCUAGUUUGAACAUCAUCCACUCUUUUCACUCGGUUUAUAUAUUUGUUCAUUUCUGCUUUCUUGUGGUCAGAGUGGCUGAAAAAAACAUGUCCUUCCCUAUAAAGGAAAAGUAAUAUACGGUUUUCUUUGAUAGCG
Benincasa hispida (wax gourd) is the source of this 3895-nucleotide messenger RNA. Its product is annotated as LIM domain protein. Gene Ontology annotation, molecular function: chromatin binding. Gene Ontology annotation, cellular component: nucleus. The record is from RefSeq and is a predicted model, not a curated record. Lineage: Eukaryota; Viridiplantae; Streptophyta; Magnoliopsida; Cucurbitales; Cucurbitaceae. Gene Ontology annotation, biological process: response to ionizing radiation; DNA replication; mitotic DNA replication checkpoint signaling.